AUGAAGCCCAGCGCAAGAGUUCUUGAUCCUCGGGGGCCAUUUCUACAGAAAUGGAACAAGAUAUUUGUGAUAUCAUGCCUUGUUUCAGUCUCCGUGGACUCGCUCUUCUUCUAUGCCCCGGCGAUCGAUGGCGACAACAGCUGCCUGUAUCUGGAUGACAAUCUUCAAAAGAUAGCUAGCAUCCUGCGCUCUCUCACCGAUAUCUUCUAUUUACUCCGCGUAAUAUUCCAGUUCAGGACAGGCUUCGCAGCUCCCUCAUCUUCUAGAGCGUUUGGUCGCGGUGUCUUGGUUGAUGACAUGUUGGCAAUAGCAAAACGGUAUCUAUCGACAUAUUUUCUGAUUGAUAUCUUAGCUAUUCUGCCCCUUCCUCAGGUUUUUGUGUGGUUAGUGCGGCCACGUCUCCAAGGUUCAAAGGUUAUGACCGCAAAAAACGUAUUGAUGUUCAUAAUCUUGUUCCAAUAUGUGCCCCGACUGACCAGAAUAAUACCACUCUACCUUGAAAUCACGAGAUCAGCUGGUACAGUAAUGGAUACGGCAUGGCCGGGUGCUGCCUUUAACCUUCUGGUUUACAUACUUGCUAGUCAUGUCCUUGGGGCUCUUUGGUACAUUCUUGCCAUACAACGAGAAGACACCUGUUGGAGAGAAGCUUGUAAUAGCCAGGAUGGUUGUGAUCUGGCAACUUUAUAUUGUGGAAGUACUGCAUUUGGAAACAAUACUUUCUUACAAGAUGCUUGCUCAACAAAUGGCGGUGCUGAUGUAGAUCCAAUCUUUGGAAUUUAUCUACCAGUUCUCCAGAAUGUUUCACAAUCAACAGGUUUCUUCGAAAAAUUAUUCUACUGCUUUUGGUGGGGGCUACAAAAUCUAUGUUCCUAUGGUCAAAACCUUAAAACAAGCACUUACAUAUGGGAGAAUCUGUUUGCUGUUUUUGUCUCAAUGUCAGGUUUAGUUUUGUUUGCUCUCCUUAUAGGAAAUGUGCAGACCUAUUUACAAUCAGCCUCUGGGUAUAUAGAGGAAAUGAGAGUGAUAAGACGUGACACAGAGCAAUGGAUGGCAUACAGAUUACUUCCAGAGCAUAUCAAGCAACGAAUAUUGCGUCAUGAUCAAUAUAGAUGGCAAGAAACACAAGGUGUGGAUGAAGAGGGUCUUCUUAUAAAUCUUCCUAAGGAUCUCAGGAGGGAUAUAAAGCGUCAUCUUUGUCUAUCACUUCUCAUGAGGGUUCCAAUGUUCGAAAACAUGGACGAUCAGCUCUUAGACACCAUGUGUGAUCGCGUAAAACCCAUGCUGUACACAGAAGGAAGCUGCAUCAUUCGCGAAGGCGACCCAGUCAACGAGAUGUUCUUCAUCAUGAGAGGGAGACUUGAAAGCAUGACAACAGACGGUGGGCGAACGGGCUUCUUCAACUCCAAUGUUCUCCAAGGCGGCGAUUUCUGCGGCGAAGAGCUCCUCACAUGGGCUCUGGAUCCUGCUUCGGGCUCAAACCUUCCCAGCUCAACCAGGACGGUGAAGACGCUGUCGGAGCUCGAAGGUUUCGCCUUGAGGGCUCAUCACCUGAAGUUUGUGGCCAAUCAGUACAGGAGGCUCCACAGCAAGCAGCUCCGGCACACCUUCAGAUUUUACUCCCAGCAAUGGCGUACGUGGGCUGCUUGCUUCAUACAGGCAGCUUGGCACAGGUAUUGCAGAAGGAAGCUGGAGGAUAACCUGCAUGAGAAGGAGAGGAUGUUCCAAGCAGCAAUCGUGACUGACGCCUCUAGUUCUCCCAGUCUUGGCGCGGCGCUCUACGCUGCCCAUUUCGCUUCCAACAUGGUACGGAUCUUACGGAGAAACGCUGCCCGAAAGGGCCGUUUGCUGGAAAGAGUGUCUUCAAGGCUGUUGUUACAGAAGCCAGCAGAACCCAACUUCUUCGCUGAAGAAUAG
This is a messenger RNA of Miscanthus lutarioriparius, 1914 nucleotides long. Lineage: Eukaryota; Viridiplantae; Streptophyta; Magnoliopsida; Poales; Poaceae. The record is from the annotation of a GenBank genome assembly.